AUGGUAGCUGAUGGCAAGUCCAAACCUGUGAUCUCCUUCGCUGGAACCUUCACCAGCAGUGCUUUCUCUGCAUGCUUUGCUGAGGUGUGCACUAUUCCCUUGGACACUGCCCAAGUUAGGCUUCAGCUUCAAAAACAAGCUUUGGGUGCCAAUGCACUCACGACGCCUAAUUAUAAGGGUAUGAUGGGAACUGUUGCAACCAUUGCUAGGGAAGAAGGUGAUGUGGCAAUUGCAGUGGCGAAUCCAACAGAUAUUGUUGAAGUUAGACAUCAAGCAGAAGGAAAAUUGCCUCCUGGUGUGCCAAGGCGUUACUCGGGAUCUUUAAAUGCAUAUUCUACAAUUGUGAAACAGGAAGGAAUCGCAGCCCUUUGGACUGGUCUUGGCCCCAAUAUAGCCAGAAAUGCUAUUAUCAAUGCUGCUGAAUUGGCCAGCAAUGAUCAAACUAUUUUGAAAUUGCCAGGCUUCUCUGACAAUGUUGUAACUCAUCUCCUUUCUGGUCUAGGGGGAGGGUGCUUUGCUGUUUGUAUUGGCUCUCCAGUUGAUGUGGUUAAGUCAAGAAUGAUGGGAGAUUCUAGUUACAAAAGCACCCUUGAUUGUUUCCUCAAGACAUUGAAGAACGAUAUAUGUUUCCUUUCUGAAGGACCUUUUGCCUUUUAUAAAGUCUUCAUCCCAAAUUUUGGACGGCUAGGAUCUUGGAACGUAAUCAUGUUUCUAACCUUAGAACAGAGUGGAGAAAUGCGUACCCUUGGAGUAGUUGUGGAACUUGGUCUUGAGGAUGCCGUGGACGAUGUCGGGGUUGGAGGUGAUGUUAUCAAAGACGUGGAAGUAGAUGCUUUUGAUGGGUGA
Messenger RNA from Arachis stenosperma, 846 nucleotides. Its product is annotated as mitochondrial uncoupling protein 1-like. The transcript has 8 exons. Gene Ontology annotation, biological process: mitochondrial transmembrane transport. The record is from RefSeq and is a predicted model, not a curated record. Lineage: Eukaryota; Viridiplantae; Streptophyta; Magnoliopsida; Fabales; Fabaceae. The coding region runs from base 1 to 846 and encodes 281 amino acids. Gene Ontology annotation, molecular function: oxidative phosphorylation uncoupler activity.